This is a messenger RNA of Penicillium antarcticum, 456 nucleotides long. Its product is annotated as terpene synthase family protein. The coding region runs from base 1 to 456 and encodes 151 amino acids. The transcript is spliced from 2 exons. The record is from RefSeq and is a predicted model, not a curated record. NCBI's taxonomy places the organism in Eukaryota, Fungi, Ascomycota, Eurotiomycetes, Eurotiales, Aspergillaceae.
AUGACUCUGUGCAAAGAAAUUCCUACUCUAAAACCCCAAUAUCUCAAAGAUAUCGCCCCACCCUACCCUUAUCUACUCAACGAAGUGGCUGGCUGGGCAUUUUUGUUCGAUGACUCCUUCGAUCUAGCAACAGUCAAGCCCGAAGAAGCCGCUCAGACCUUUGAUCUAUAUCGCAAUGUCACGGCUGGCAAGCAGCCAGAAGGAGAGGAGCCGCCGUUGGUCGCCGUCUGGAGACGUCUUUUGAGUCGAUUGGAUGCUGAUUCUUCUGAAAAUACUCGAUAUCGAUACCGCGAAUAUUGGGAAUGGACAAACCAAGCAACGGAAAGAGAGGCACAACAGCGUACGAAUGCAACAUUUCCGGAGCUGGAUGAGUUUAUCGCUGGUCGACGGGCUAGUGGUGGUUGUUACCAAGCUUUUGAUUGGGCAGAGGUUGCGGGCGGGUAUGAGCUGCCUUAG